ACUCUGCUCUCUCAGGUCUCCUACCAUCAAAAAACAGAGAGCACCUAAAACUCACCAUCUCUCCCUCUGCAUCUUUAGCCCGCAAUGGACGCCAUAAUGAAUCCACAAGAAGAAUUCAUCUUUCGCUCAAAAUUACCAGACAUCUACAUCCCGAAAAACCUUCCUCUGCAUUCAUACGUUCUUGAAAACUUGUCUAAAUAUUCAUCAAAACCUUGCCUGAUAAAUGGCGCAAACGGAGAUGUCUACACCUAUGCUGACGUUGAGCUCACAGCAAGAAGAGUUGCUUCUGGUCUUAACAAGAUUGGUAUUCAACAAGGUGACGUGAUCAUGCUCUUCCUACCAAGUUCACCUGAAUUCGUGCUUGCUUUCCUAGGCGCUUCACACAGAGGUGCCAUUACCACCGCUGCCAAUCCUUUCUCCACCCCUGCAGAGCUAGCAAAACAUGCCAAGGCCUCAAGAGCAAAGCUUUUGAUAACACAGGCUUGUUACCACGAGAAGGUUAAAGAUUUUGCACGAGAAAGUGAUGUUAAGGUCAUGUGCGUAGACUCUGCCCCAGAUGGGUGCUUGCACUUUUCAGAGCUAACACAGGCUGACGAAAAUGAAGUGCCCCAGGUCGACUUUAGUCCUGAUGAUGUUGUAGCAUUGCCUUAUUCAUCAGGGACUACAGGGUUACCAAAAGGGGUCAUGCUAACGCACAAAGGGCUAAUAACCAGUGUGGCUCAACAAGUAGAUGGAGACAAUCCUAACCUGUACUUUCACAGUGAAGAUGUGAUUUUAUGUGUGUUGCCUAUGUUCCAUAUCUAUGCUCUGAAUUCAAUAAUGCUUUGUGGGCUGAGAGUUGGUGCCUCGAUUUUGAUAAUGCCAAAGUUUGAUAUUGGUACUCUGCUGGGAUUGAUUGAGAAGUACAAGGUAUCUAUAGCACCAGUUGUUCCACCUGUGAUGUUGGCAAUUGCUAAGUCACCUGAUCUUGACAAGCACGACUUGUCUUCUUUGAGGAUGAUAAAAUCUGGAGGGGCUCCAUUGGGCAAGGAACUUGAAGAUACUGUCAGAGCUAAGUUUCCUCAGGCUAGACUUGGCCAGGGAUAUGGAAUGACCGAGGCAGGACCUGUUCUAGCAAUGUGCUUGGCAUUUGCCAAGGAACCAUUUGACAUAAAACCAGGUGCAUGUGGGACUGUCGUCAGGAAUGCAGAGAUGAAGAUUGUUGACCCAGAAACAGGGGCCUCUCUACCGAGGAACCAGCCUGGUGAGAUCUGCAUCCGGGGUGAUCAGAUCAUGAAAGGAUAUCUUAAUGACCCUGAGGCAACCUCAAGAACAAUAGACAAACAAGGAUGGUUGCACACAGGCGAUAUCGGCUACAUUGAUGACGAUGAUGAGCUUUUCAUCGUUGACAGAUUGAAGGAAUUGAUCAAAUAUAAAGGGUUUCAGGUUGCUCCUGCUGAACUCGAAGCUUUGUUACUAGCCCAUCCAGAGAUAUCCGAUGCUGCUGUAGUAGGAAUGAAAGAUGAGGAUGCAGGAGAAGUUCCUGUUGCAUUUGUAGUGAAAUCAGAAAAGUCUCAGGCCACCGAAGAUGAAAUUAAGCAGUAUAUUUCAAAACAGGUGAUAUUCUACAAGAGAAUAAAACGAGUUUUCUUCAUUGAAGCAAUUCCCAAGGCGCCAUCAGGCAAAAUCCUUAGGAAGAAUCUGAGAGAAAAGUUGCCAGGCAUAUAACUGAAGACGUUACAGAACAUUUAACCCUAUGUCUUAUUUCUUUAAAUACUUGCGAAAAUGCCAAUGAAUCAUUGUAGUGUUGAAUCAAGCGUGCUUGGAAAAGACACGUACCAAACGUAAGAAUAUUACUGUUCUUGUAUACAAGCUCUUUAAUGUUGCUUUUGUACUUGGGAAAACAUAAGUUCUCCUGUCGCCAUGUGGAGUAAUUCAAUUGAAUAUUUUGGUUUUUUUAAUGAUAAA
Molecule: messenger RNA, 1947 nt
Organism: Populus nigra (black poplar)
Lineage: Eukaryota; Viridiplantae; Streptophyta; Magnoliopsida; Malpighiales; Salicaceae
Product: 4-coumarate--CoA ligase 1-like
Exons: 5
Coding region: 85-1707 (540 amino acids)
Molecular function (GO): CoA-ligase activity
Source: RefSeq, a predicted model, not a curated record